Messenger RNA from Lathyrus oleraceus (garden pea), 3966 nucleotides. RefSeq names its product histone-lysine N-methyltransferase ATX5. Gene Ontology annotation, biological process: regulation of transcription by RNA polymerase II. The record is from RefSeq and is a predicted model, not a curated record. The transcript has 23 exons. NCBI's taxonomy places the organism in Eukaryota, Viridiplantae, Streptophyta, Magnoliopsida, Fabales, Fabaceae. Bases 524 to 3652 code for a protein of 1042 amino acids. Gene Ontology annotation, molecular function: protein binding.
UUCGAAUUUCGUUACCAACACGUGACACUCAAGUAAACUCGUAACUCAUCACAUAAAAAAGAAACAAAAACAAAAACAUUGAUUCAAUUCAUUAUUAACAUACUUAAUAACUUCAUCUCUCGUUACUUUUCCUUCUCUCGUUCCUAAUUUUCCUCUCUAAAUUUAUUUUUUUUAUUUUUUAUUUAUUUCACAUUGCAAGAAUUUUUAUUUUUUCAGAUACUUUUAUUUUUUAAUAACCUCUUCUAACAGGUUACAGAUCGCACUUUCUUCUUUCUUUCGUUCUUCAAUCUCAAUUUUUCUGCGAUUGCUCGAUCCAUCUCUGAAUUGAAUUUCGCCGACAUUUUCAUAGUUUACUCCAAAUCUUUGAAUUGUUUUUUUGUUUUGUCGCUGGUUUUCUUAUUUUCAACUACUCUGUUUCUCGGAAUUCAAUUUCGUUUUCAAUUAGGGUUUAUCUUCGGUUUCUCUGAAGCUUUUGAUUAAUGCGAAUUUUUUAGAAUUUGGUUAUUCGUUCUUUCUUUUGAGAAUGAUAAUUAAAAAGAAUCUCAAAUCCGAAAUGCCGACUCGGAAACGGGAGAGACUCGGUAACUCGGAGGGGGACGAGUCAAGGUUGACUCAGAAAAACAAAAAGAAGAAAUUUAAUGGGAAUUAUCCGUUGAAUCUUCUCGCCGGUGCAAUUCCCGCUAGCUUUACUGGAUUACUCGGUGCCACCGUUGCAACCACCGUGGCGUCAUCGGAUAACGGGUUUUCGUUGGAUAAUGGAAAACCUGGUGUUAAGAAUGCGGCGAACCGGCCGCCGCUGGUGAGGACUUCCCGGGGACGGCUUCAGGUGUUGCCGUCGCGGUUUAAUGAUUCUGUUAUUGUGAAUUGGAGGAAGGAAGGAAGGAACAACAACAACGCCGCCACAGAUACUAGCUUUCGGGAAUUUGAAUUUGAUGAAUUUGGUUUCAGAAAUUGUGCUGGAAAGGGGAAGAACGGGAAUGGGAAUGGGACGGCUGCUGGCGGCCGCAACCGGCCUCGCGGGUAUUCGGUUUUGUGUGAGGAGGUGUUGCAUAAGAAUUUCGGUGUUGCUGCUGGCAAGGAAUUGAGUUUGCGUGAGAUUUUUGAAGAAACGAAGUUGAAUAAUGAAGUUUUGAAGAAGGAGGAGAAGAAGAAAGAGGGGUUGUUUGGACCAGAAGAUUUUUAUGCAGGUGAUAUAGUGUGGGCUAAGGCUAAGAAGAAGGAACCUUUUUGGCCUGCAAUUGUCAUUGAUCCUAUUUAUCAAGCACCUGAGCUGGUUUUGAGAUCAUGUAUACCUGAUGCUGCUUGUGUCAUGUUUCUUGGCUACUCUGGGAAUGAAAACCACAGGGAUUUUGCAUGGGUGACAUAUGGAAUGAUUUUUCCAUUUGUGGAUUAUGUAGACAGGUUUCAAGAGCAGUCUGAGUUGAGUUACUGUAAUUCCUCUCAAUUUCAAGUGGCGAUUGAGGAAGCGUUUUUGGCUGAUCAGGGGUUUGUAGAGAACUUGAAAGAAGAUUUAGAUGCAGUGGCUGGUAAUAAUGGUUGUAGUAAUAGCUCUAUUCUUAAAGUCUUUCAGAAUGUAGCUGCUUCAAAUAAGAAUGCGGGUGGUCCUGUUCAGAAGAAGGAUUUAUUUGAAAAAGAGAAAAAUGCGCGACUUUGUGCAGAAUGUGGAUUGGACGUUCCUCUCAGUAUGUCAAAGAAAAGAAAGGAUUUGACUCCUAGUGGUCAACUCCUAUGCAAAUCAUGUGCCAGGUUAACAAAAUCAAAACAUUAUUGUGGCAUAUGUAAGAAAGUUUGGAAUCAAUCGGAUAGCGGAAGCUGGGUCCGUUGUGAUGGAUGUAAAGUGUGGGUGCAUGCUGAAUGCGACAAAAUCUCCAGCAUCCUUUUCAAGAAUCUUGGAAGCACGGAUUAUUUCUGCCCUGCUUGCAAAGUGAAGUUUAAUUUUGAGUUAUCGGAUUCAGAAAAAUCAAAUAAAAAAGUCAAAUGGAACAAAAACAAUGGGAAGCUAGGACUUCCAAAAAAGGUCAACGUUCUCUGCAAUAGUGUGGAAGGCAUAUAUUUUCCAAGCCUUCACUUAGUUACGUGCAAGUGUGGUUUGUGUGAGACUGAAAAGCAAGCACUUAGUGAAUGGGAGCGCCACACAGGUUCCAAAUUUAGAAACUGGAGAACAAGUAUUCGGAUUAAAGGAUCCAUGAUAUCACUGGAACAAUGGAUGCUGCAGUUGGCUGAAUUUCAUGCUAAAGCUGUAGUUUAUGUCAAACCUAAAAGACCAUCCACAAAAGAAAGAAAACAGAAAUUGCUUAACUUUCUGCAAGACAAGUAUGAACCUGUUUGUGCUAAGUGGACUACAGAACGAUGUGCUGUAUGUAGAUGGGUUGAAGAUUGGGACUACAACAAAAUUAUCAUCUGUGUCAGAUGUCAAAUAGCCGUUCAUCAAGAAUGCUAUGGAGCAAGAAAUGUUCGAGACUUUACAUCAUGGGUUUGUAAAGCUUGUGAAACACCAGACAUCACGCGAGAGUGUUGUCUUUGUCCUGUAAAAGGUGGUGCUCUAAAGCCUACUGAUGUUGAUCCAUUAUGGGUUCAUGUCACAUGUGCCUGGUUUCGACCUGAAGUAUCUUUUGCAAGUGAUGAGAAAAUGGAGCCUGCUUUGGGUAUCUUAAGUAUUCCAUCGAACUCUUUCGUGAAGAUUUGUGUUAUUUGUAAGCAAAUCCAUGGCUCGUGCACUCAAUGUUGCAAGUGUUCCACUUAUUACCAUGCCAUGUGUGCAUCAAGGGCCGGUUAUCGCAUGGAGUUGCAUUGUUCGGAGAAAAAUGGUAAACAGACAACAAGAAUGAUUUCUUAUUGUGCUUAUCACAGGGCUCCCAAUCCAGACACCGUUUUGAUUAUACAAACUCCUCAUGGGGUCAUUUCAACUAAAAUCCUUAUCCAAAAAAAGAGAAAAGUCGGGUCAAGAUUAAUUUCAUCGAACAGAAUAAAGGAAGAAGACACUCCUCUAGCAGAUAAGACAGAAGAUGAUCCAUUUUCUGCUGCUAGGUGCCGAAUCUUUGUAAGAAUAAACCGCACAAAAAAGAGAGCAGCAGAUGAAGCCGUUCCUCAUAAAGUGAGGGGUCACUGUCAUCAUCCUCUAGAUGCAAUUCAGAGAUUAAGUCCAUGCAAAGUGGUAGACGAGUCUCGAACAUUUUCAUCAUUUAAGGAACGCCUUCAUCACCUACAGAGAACCGAAAAUGAACGAGUGUGCUUCGGUAGAUCAGGCAUACAUGGAUGGGGCCUAUUUGCACGAAGAGUUAUUCAAGAAGGAGAAAUGGUCCUUGAAUAUCGUGGCGAACAAGUACGGCGCAGCAUUGCAGACCUGAGGGAAGCACGUUAUAAAUUAGAAAGGAAAGACUGCUAUCUUUUCAAAAUAAGUGAAGAAGUGGUCGUUGAUGCAACCGAUAAGGGAAAUAUAGCGCGGCUAAUUAACCAUUCUUGUAUGCCAAAUUGCUAUGCAAGAAUCAUGUGUGUGGGUCAUGACGAGAGCCGGAUCGCACUCAUUGCCAAAACUAAAGUAUCUGCUGGCGAUGAGCUAACGUAUGACUACUUGUUUGAUCCUGAUGAGCCAGAUGAAUUUAAAGUUCCAUGUUUAUGUAAAGCUCCAAACUGCAGGAAAUUCAUGAAUUAGGAUAUGAUUAUUCAGAUUAUGAUGACAAUUAUUGUUUCUCCACAAGGAGCACUAACCCUUCACAUCAUCAAUGGGAACCUCACAGCUAUACUCAAGCUGUAAUUUUAAUCAAAGCAAUAAGAAAAAAUAUAGAAAAUAAUAGCUGUGGCAGUUUUUCUUUUUGCCCUCAAAUGGUUUCUUAGAGUUUAGCUCUUUUACAUUCAUCAAAGCAUUGUAUAGGUUUAGCAGCUUUUGGCUUUUGGAGUCUUUGUAAAUGUGUUAGAAAUAUUACCUUAUUUUCUUAAUUUAAUGCUAAUUUAUUAUUUCAUGCCUCA